ACAUCACUGGCUCUCAGCCUUCCGUGUUGACCCGGAAAUGGAUAAUCUUCUUACUUCAACCAAUCGAGAUUACUGGGUUCCAAAAUGGCGUGGGGGAGUUGCUUUGUCCGGCUCAGACUAACCACAAAAGAUGUUUUACGGAGCUCCGUGAAAGGUGGCAGCAGGUGGCCUCACAGCUGCCAACAGAGAUGUGGCUUCAAGAAAGCCACGAGGAAACCAGAAACCAAGAGGGUAGUGGAGGAGGAGCCGGCACCCCCCCACACAGAGUCCUCUGAGACGACAGUUCACCACCGGACCUCCACCCCCCACUGGGACCAGCAGGUGCCACCCAGUUCCCCUCGGGCCUUCGGCCGGCUCAUCAAGCCACUCGUCUUCACUGUGGGGUUUACAGGCUGCUCCUUCGGCUCGGCAGCCAUCUGGCAGUACGAAUCCCUCAAGUCCCGAGUCCAGAGCUACUUCGACGAGAUCAGAGCUGAUUGGCUGGAGAAGCUGCGACCACAGAAACGAGGAGACAUGCGCAAAGAGAUCAACCAUUGGUGGAACAGGCUGAGUGAGGGUCAGAGGACAGUCACAGGGAUCAUUGCAGCUAAUGUCGUUGUGUUCUGCUGUUGGAGAGUACCGUCUCUGCAGCGCUCCAUGAUCAAGUACUUCACCUCCAACCCCGCCUCCAAGACUCUGUGCGCUCCAAUGCUUCUCUCCACAUUCAGUCACUUCUCUUUCUUCCACAUGGCUGCCAACAUGUAUGUCCUGUGGAGCUUCUCCACCAGCGCUGUCUCCAUGCUGGGCAGAGAGCAGUUCAUGGCCGUGUACCUGUCUGCAGGUGUGAUUUCCACAUUUGCCAGCUAUGUGAGUAAGAUGGCAACGGGGAGGUUCGGCCCAUCUCUGGGAGCGUCUGGAGCCAUCAUGACCAUCCUGGCCGCUGUUUGUACCAAGAUGCCAGAAGCCAAACUGGCCAUCAUCUUCCUCCCCAUGUUCACCUUCAGCGCUGCCAACGCCCUGAAGGCCAUCAUCGCCUUGGAUACGACGGGUGUGGUGCUGGGAUGGAAGUUUUUUGACCACGCUGCUCAUUUAGGAGGAGCCAUGUUUGGGAUCUGGUACAUCCUGUUCGGUCAUGAGUUGAUCUGGAAGAACCGAGAACCCUUUGUCAAACUUUGGCACAACUUUAGAACUCGCGGAGGGCCAGGCAGAGGAGGUGAUCAGGGCGGCGCUGUGUAGGAUGCUGAAACACCAGGACUGAUGGGGAACAAACAUUUUAAGACAAAUAAGGCAAUGACAAGCAGAGAAAGAAGAAAACCGUAGGAUCCCUGCACCAUUUGGUUUCAUUAGAAAGAGUUUACAGGAAGCAGGUGGGAGUCAGAGACAGAGCCUGCACUUGAAACAGUGGUACAUGUUUGUGCUUAUAAAAAUAAUUGGCAUAUA
Monopterus albus (swamp eel) is the source of this 1419-nucleotide messenger RNA. It is a transcript of the gene parlb, whose product is annotated as presenilin associated, rhomboid-like b. Bases 85 to 1215 code for a protein of 376 amino acids. Gene Ontology annotation, cellular component: membrane. The record is from RefSeq and is a predicted model, not a curated record. NCBI's taxonomy places the organism in Eukaryota, Metazoa, Chordata, Actinopteri, Synbranchiformes, Synbranchidae. Gene Ontology annotation, molecular function: serine-type endopeptidase activity. The transcript has 10 exons.